ACAACAAAUGUAAACCAGAACCUGAUCAGCAGGUGUAGAGAAACUCAAACAAACACUCGAUUUCCUGAAAACGCCCAGGCACCACGUCGACGAUGUCCUCCGGAGGAAGUUCAGCUGCCAAUGCCGCGAAAAUCGAUCCCCUCAUCUUGCUCCGAAGAGCAAUCACCGGUCGAUCAGAUAUCCAUCUGAUGUCUCAAGACAACGUCAAAGUCUUCACCUUGUCCCUUGCCUUUUAUAUCUCGCUAACCGUGCAGACCGGAAGAAUUUCAAUACCCAAGACACUUACAACUCGUUAUCGAAAACCAGGCGCACCCCAGGAAGCAUCUCCCGCGACCGAUCGAGAUCAUUUUUACGACUCUCAAAGUAUCUUAUGCUGUUAUUUAAAUCGGGAGAAAGGUUUUGCUGCAUAUAUUCAAGAAGCCAAUCAGCAAGGAUGUUCAUUUGUUUCUGCGACUGAGCGAAAAGCUAUAACUGACUUCCUGGAGGGCAAAAGUGGGAGUAGCGAGCCUAGUUCAAUCGUAGCACUCGAAUCCUCCCUACCGACCUAUCAGGAAUACCUUACAAACGAAAUCGGAUUGAACGGAGGCGACGUUAAUGCCACUAGCAAGGAGAAUUCAAAUGCAAAUCUUGAGAAAGGUGGAUCGACGACGGGUAGCCAAGGUCAGAUAACUGAGCGACCAGGAGCAGAGCUUGAUGAAUCACGGAUGAAGCGUACGAGAUACGUGGUGGACAAAGUAGAUCAAGAACUCGUCAAGCGGAUCAUGUCGUUACACGAACAUCGCCAAGUCUCAGAUCGGAGGACGGUCCUGAGAGGCUCAAAAGCAGUCAAUUUUGACAGCGCUCGAUUACUGGUCCUCGAUCGCAUCAAAGCUCGACGAGAGGAACUCAAGACACGUCUCAACGGAACAGGAGGUUCUGGGAACCUAACCAAGCCAGUCGGCCCUCCUGGUAGCGCAAUCAGUCAAGCCAAGCGACGUUCCAUGAAUCCGAUCAUCAUUAUCUCUCCCUCCUCCUCUGCCCUGAUCACUAUGCACAACGUUAAACGGUUCUUGGAAGACGCGGUCUUUGAGCCACCCAACGUGGCCCGAGGUGGUGGAGCACAGAUUACGACGACAGAGGAUGUGAUUGUAGUCAGUCAUAGACGAGGCUACACCACCUCACAAGCUCCACCUCACCCAUCAGACUCCGGCGCGUUCGGCAAAUCCAGCGGUCCAGCCGAUCGCGCGGCGCGCUAUUUUGUGGUCGAUGGCGUCGAGGCCCUCACCAAGUUUGGCGAGGACGCUUGGGACCGAGUGGUUUGUGUGAUGACUACCGGUCAGGAGUGGCAAUUUCGGCCCUACAAAUGGAGCGACCCGAAGGAAUUGUUUCAUCAUGUGAAAGGGUUCUUUAUUCAAUGGACACAUGAUCCUCCAAACCCCAAAGUACGGGCGUGGAACGUGACAGAGCUUAGAAUCGAUGAAACUAAACGCCACAUAGACAAAUCAGCAGCAGCCGAUUUUUGGAGGAGUUUAGAGGCAUGGAUCGCUUUGCAUAAACCAUUUGUUGCAUACUUAAGACUAUAAUAUCCACUAGUCUAAGUUAGUUCACUUGUCUGGAAAGAACAAAAAAAGUUUAAUAUCUUCAACAUCGUUCUGAGGGAUGGAUGAAAUUUGGGCCUUGUCUUGUAUCCAUUGAAGUUACAACUAAAACAAAAGAAAUGUAAUCUAAUACAACUUGAUACAGC
Puccinia graminis f. sp. tritici CRL 75-36-700-3 is the source of this 1723-nucleotide messenger RNA. RefSeq lists its product as uncharacterized. Gene Ontology annotation, molecular function: RNA polymerase II complex binding. Lineage: Eukaryota; Fungi; Basidiomycota; Pucciniomycetes; Pucciniales; Pucciniaceae. The record is from RefSeq and is a predicted model, not a curated record. The coding region runs from base 93 to 1562 and encodes 489 amino acids. Gene Ontology annotation, cellular component: Cdc73/Paf1 complex. The transcript is spliced from 4 exons. Gene Ontology annotation, biological process: positive regulation of transcription elongation by RNA polymerase II; transcription elongation by RNA polymerase II.